CGUUUUCCUCCUUCUAAACCCUAAACCCUUAAGCCUCCUUCGUCUCAGUCCCACUCCUCGUUGCUUGGCGUUUCCAUUUUCUUCUCUCUCUCUUCUAUUUAUUGUCUUUCGACAAGCUUCAGAAAACCCUAGAGAGUGGGAGAGAAUGGGAAUAUUCGAGCCGUUCAGAGCAAUCGGCUACACAACCAGCUCCGUCCCCUUCUCUGUUCAGCGGCUCGGCACCGAAACCUUCGUCACUGUCUCCGUCGGCAAGGCUUUCCAGAUUUACAACUGCGCAAAGCUCAGUCUCGUCCUCGUUGGUCCACAAUUGCCGAAGAAGAUUCGAGCUCUUGCUUGCUACCGUGAUUAUACGUUUGCUGCAUAUGGGAAUGAGAUAGCCGUUUUUAAGCGAGCUCAUCAGGUAGCAACAUGGUGCAGCCAUAGUGCCAAGGUCAAUUCGCUGCUAUUGUUUGGAGAGCAUAUCCUAAGUGUUGAUGUUGAAGGUCAUCUGUUUAUAUGGGCAUUCAAAGGAAUUGAUGAGAACCAUACUCCGAUUGGACAUGUUAUGUUAGACAACAACUUUUGUCCUAGCUGUAUAAUGCAUCCAGAUACCUACCUAAAUAAGAUUAUUAUUGGGAGUCAGGAAGGUUCACUUCAACUUUGGAACAUCAGUGCAAAGAAAAAACUUUAUGAGUUCAAGGGAUGGAAUUCUUCUAUCUGCAGUUGUGUUUCAUCUCCUGCACUAGAUGUUAUUGCAGUUGGUUGUGCUGAUGGAAACGUUCAUGUUCACAACAUUCGUUACGAUGAAGAGCUAGUCACGUUUUCUCAUUCAACACGAGGUGCUGUGACUGCCUUAUCUUUCAGCACAGAUGGGCAGCCUCUACUAGCAUCUGGAGGUUCUUCAGGUGUCAUAAGCAUAUGGAAUCUCGAAAAAAGAAGGCUUCAAUCAGUAAUAAGAGAUGCACAUGAUGGUUCUGUACUUUCACUUCACUUUCUUGUGAAUGAACCCGUGCUAAUGAGUUCAUCAUCUGACAAUUCCAUCAAAAUGUGGAUUUUUGACACAACUGAUGGAGAUCCUCGACUUUUACGCUUCAGAAGUGGUCAUAGUGCUCCUCCACAAUGCAUAAGGUUUUAUGCGAAUGGGAGACACAUUCUAUCAGCUGGUCAGGACCGUGCAUUUCGCCUUUUCUCUGUAAUACAGGAUCAGCAAAGUAGAGAGCUUUCUCAGCGUCACAUAUCCAAACGAGCAAAGAAACUGAAGAUGAAGGAAGAAGAGAUAAAACUGAAGCCUGUCAUCGCUUUUGAUUGUGCUGAAAUAAGAGAGCGAGAUUGGUGCAAUGUGGUUACAUGCCAUAUGGAUACUGCACAGGCAUAUGUAUGGAGACUUCAAAACUUUGUUCUUGGUGAGCAUAUUCUGAAGCCAAGACCGGAAAACCCCACACCAGUGAAGGCUUGUGCCAUCAGUGCAUGUGGCAAUUUUGCCAUACUGGGGACAGCGGAUGGUUGGGUUGAGCGGUUCAACCUCCAAUCAGGAAUCAGUCGAGGCAGUUACAUGGACACGUCAGAAAGAAGGAGCUUUGCCCAUGAUGGGGAAGUGGUUGGAAUUGCUUGUGAUUCAACGAAUACUGUAAUGAUAAGUGCAGGAUAUCACGGAGACAUAAAGGUUUGGAAUUUCAAGGGACGUGAUGUAAAAUCUAGAUGGGAAGUUGGGUGCUCCGUUGUGAAGAUUGUAUAUAAUCGUUUGAAUGGUCUUCUGGCUGUUGUGGCUGAUGACUUAAUCAUCCGUUUGUAUGAUGUUGUGGCAUCAAGAAUGGUUCGUAAAUUUGAAGGUCAUAUGGAUCGUAUUACAGACAUGUGUUUUAGUGAGGAUGGAAAAUGGCUUUUGUCAUCAAGUAUGGAUGGAAGUCUUCGAGUCUGGGAUGUUAUUUUAGCAAGACAAAUAGAUGCGUUGGAUGUUGACGUGGCUAUAACAGCAUUGUCUCUGUCACCGAAUAUGGAUGUUCUAGCGACUGCACAUGUUGACCAAAAUGGGGUCUAUCUUUGGGUAAACCAAUCGAUGUUUUCUGGAGCUUCAAAAGUCGAUUCUUAUGCAAGUGGAAAGGAAGUUAGGAGUGUUAAGUUGCCAUCUAUCUCUUCAACAAAAGGUUCUCUAGAGGAGGACUCUGACGAGCCUAUUGUGGACCAUCCGCAAUCCAAAGAUGCUCCUGCAUUUACUACUCUUGACUUUCAAAUUCCAGAUCUUGUUACUCUCUCAUUAUUGCCUAAAAGCCAGUGGCAAAGCUUAAUCAAUUUAGACACUAUAAAGGAACGGAAUAAACCAAUUGAACCGCCAAAAAAACCCGAAAGGGCUCCUUUCUUUUUGCCUUCAAUUCCCUCUUUUUCAGGAGAAAUAUUAUUUACGGGAUUAGAAAACAAGGAGGCCAAAGGUGAUGACGUAGAACACACUAGAAUAAAGUCUGGUCUGGCACCAUCACAAUUCUUGCAACAUCUUCAGUCAUCUGCAGAAAUGAAAAAUUUUUCAGCAUUUACCGAUUAUAUUAAAAGUUUGUCUCCAUCGACUCUGGACAUGGAGCUUCGAAUGCUUGAGAUUGUUGAUGAUGAGGAUGAGGAAGAACUUGAAAGCCGCCCAGAAUUACUUUCAAUCGAACUGCUCCUUGAUUAUUUUAUACAUGAGACUUCGUGCAGAAACAAUUUUGACUUUGUACAAGCUGUAAUCAAGGUGUUUCUGAAGAUCCAUGGCGAAACAAUUCGGUGCCAAUCAAGACUGCAGGACAAGGCAAGGGAGCUCCUAGAUAUUCAAUGCAAAACAUGGCAAAGAGUAGAAAAGUUGUUUCAAAGUACUAGCUGCGUUGUCGCAUUUCUUAGCAAUUCACGGUUUUGAAUAGCCCGAAAUUUUGUCUCUGUAUUUGUAAUAAUAUUUCAGUCGAGCGAUUGUUCUGCCAUUAACUAAUACAAGCCAGGACUGAUUAUGAUUCAAGGAUUCUGAGUUGCAAACUUCAACUGGUCUUCACUUAUUUCCAUGGAGUACUAGUUCGAGUGAAGACGAUAAGUUGUAUAUUCGCAGAUGUGUAACGAAAUGCUGAAAAUUUCCUAUCUGUAAAAUUCUGUUGUAAUAUGGUUUUCUGCAACUCCGCCCCUGUUUGAACA
This is a messenger RNA of Pyrus x bretschneideri (Chinese white pear), 3126 nucleotides long. Its product is annotated as U3 small nucleolar RNA-associated protein 21 homolog. Gene Ontology annotation, molecular function: protein binding. The transcript is spliced from 18 exons. Gene Ontology annotation, cellular component: small-subunit processome; Pwp2p-containing subcomplex of 90S preribosome. Lineage: Eukaryota; Viridiplantae; Streptophyta; Magnoliopsida; Rosales; Rosaceae. Gene Ontology annotation, biological process: rRNA processing. The record is from RefSeq and is a predicted model, not a curated record. The coding region runs from base 146 to 2860 and encodes 904 amino acids.